CACAAUGAGUAAAAGGGGCGCGAUCUCAAGCUAUUGACAGACAUUAAAACUAUCCAAUGGAUUAACAGAGAAUCAGUCCGUUGACCAAUCGUUGCAAAGAAUUAUUAAAUACCGCCAAUAAGGCGGUACUUCCUCAAAUUCCCUUGGUUACCCACAUGGAAACGCGGGUCUCUUGUGUUUGAUUUCAACGGUCUUUCCUGAGACAGGCUUGAACGUUUUUAUGCACGUUUAAAAGAGUUUGAUUAACUUAAAAGAAACAUGAAGAUCGAGGAGGUGAAAAGCACAACGAAGACGCAACGCAUUGCCUCUCACAGCCAUGUGAAGGGAUUGGGGCUGGACGAGGCCGGUAAUGCUAAACAGUCGUCGUCCGGGCUGGUGGGACAGGAGACUGCUAGAGAGGCCUGUGGCAUCAUUGUGGAGCUCAUUCGUCUUAAGAAGAUGGCUGGCAGAGCUGUUCUACUUGCAGGACCUCCUGGAACUGGAAAGACUGCCCUAGCAUUGGCCAUGGCACAGGAACUGGGGAAUAAGGUUCCAUUCUGUCCUAUGGUGGGCAGUGAAGUCUAUUCAUCAGAAAUCAAGAAAACUGAAGUGCUGAUGGAGAACUUCAGAAGAGCAAUAGGUCUGCGUAUCAAAGAGACUAAAGAGGUUUAUGAAGGUGAGGUCACUGAACUGACCCCGUGCGAGACUGAGAACCCAAUGGGGGGCUAUGGCAAAACUGUCAGUCAUGUCAUUAUUGGGUUGAAGACAGCAAAGGGCACCAAACAGUUAAAGCUGGAUCCCAGUAUAUAUGAAAGCUUGCAGAAGGAGAGAGUCGAGGUCGGUGAUGUUAUCUACAUUGAAGCCAACAGUGGGGCAGUCAAGAGGCAAGGUCGAUGCGAUACAUUUGCAACAGAGUUCGAUUUAGAAGCAGAAGAGUAUGUACCAUUACCGAAAGGCGACGUUCACAAGAAGAAAGAGAUUAUUCAGGAUGUUACACUUCAUGACCUGGAUAUUGCUAAUGCAAGACCUCAGGGAGGUCAGGACAUACUUUCUAUGAUGGGUCAACUGAUGAAGCCCAAAAAGACAGAAAUCACUGAUAAACUGCGAGGUGAGAUCAAUAAAGUGGUGAACAAGUACAUAGAUCAGGGAGUGGCAGAGCUGGUUCCAGGGGUUCUGUUUAUUGAUGAGGUUCACAUGCUGGACAUUGAGUGUUUCACCUAUCUGCACCGAGCACUGGAGAGCUCCAUCGCUCCCAUUGUUGUGUUUGCAUCCAACCGAGGAAACUGCCUUAUCAGGGGCACAGAGGAUAUCAGCUCCCCUCAUGGAAUUCCACUGGAUCUACUAGAUCGAGUCAUGAUUAUCAGGACAAUGCUGUACACGCCACAAGAAAUGAAACAGAUUAUAAAGAUUCGAGCACAGACAGAGGGCAUCAACAUCAUCGAAGAGGCUUUAUCUCACCUUGGAGAUAUUGGUACCAAAACUACACUCAGAUAUGCUGUUCAGCUGCUGACCCCUGCCAGUCUGCUGGCACGAGUUCAGGGGAAGGAAGUAGUCGAAAAAGAAAAUAUCGAAGAAAUUAAUGAACUCUUCUAUGAUGCCAAGUCUUCUGCCAAGAUUCUUCAAGACCAGCACACCAAGUUUAUGAAAUAACUCAAGCUCUCUUGCUCUCUCUCUCUCUCUCUCUCUCUCUCUCUCUCUCUCUCUGUCUCUCUCGCUUUGUACGCCCUCCUUUUGUUUGCUUGACUGACUCUUUCAAUCCAAUUUAUCAUACGUUUUAACUGUGUGGUGGUCACACAGUCAAAGAGAAAAUUGCGGCUACUGUAUUGUUCUACACACUCUUCAGACUAAGUCUUUCAAUUUCUGCUUAAAUGAACUGAAUUCUUCAUUGAAGUUUUAUCUCUCAUACAUUUUUCUGUUAUUAGUUAUCAGUUGUUCUGUAUGAUGUCUUUUUGGUUUGUUCUUGAAAAGGACUUGUUCUUGUUUGAAAAGGAAUCUUUUUGAUAGCAAUGUGAAAUACAAAUGGUAUUGAAUUAAACAUAUAAUUUGUUACAUUUAUAAA
Messenger RNA from Triplophysa dalaica, 2038 nucleotides. RefSeq names its product RuvB-like AAA ATPase 1 (gene ruvbl1). The transcript has 11 exons. Gene Ontology annotation, molecular function: ATP hydrolysis activity; DNA helicase activity; ATP binding. Bases 259 to 1629 code for a protein of 456 amino acids. Gene Ontology annotation, cellular component: Swr1 complex; NuA4 histone acetyltransferase complex; Ino80 complex. Gene Ontology annotation, biological process: chromatin remodeling; regulation of transcription by RNA polymerase II; box C/D snoRNP assembly. NCBI's taxonomy places the organism in Eukaryota, Metazoa, Chordata, Actinopteri, Cypriniformes, Nemacheilidae. The record is from RefSeq and is a predicted model, not a curated record.